Messenger RNA from Tetrapisispora phaffii CBS 4417, 1881 nucleotides. It is a transcript of the gene YKU80, whose product is annotated as ATP-dependent DNA helicase YKU80. The record is from RefSeq and is a predicted model, not a curated record. Gene Ontology annotation, cellular component: Ku70:Ku80 complex. Lineage: Eukaryota; Fungi; Ascomycota; Saccharomycetes; Saccharomycetales; Saccharomycetaceae. Gene Ontology annotation, biological process: cellular response to X-ray; double-strand break repair via nonhomologous end joining; telomere maintenance. The coding region runs from base 1 to 1881 and encodes 626 amino acids. The transcript has a single exon. Gene Ontology annotation, molecular function: telomeric repeat DNA binding; double-stranded DNA binding.
AUGUCUGCUGAAUCAACUACCUUUAUUAUUGAUGUUUCACCAUCAAUGUUUCAAAACAAUAUUAUUCCUAAUGUAAUAUCAUAUUUAGAGUACACAUUAAUUGAUAAAGUAAAAAGAAAUAGGAAGACUGACUAUUUGAGUUUAUAUUUAGCAAACCAUUAUGGAUUCUCAAAAAAUUCUCAAGAUAUUCCCAAUAUCUUUCAAUUACAAGAAUUCACUGCACCGGUUACAAUGGAGAUGACUAUUGAGAUAUUAAAGAGCUUAAUAGGACUUUCUGCCCCCAAACUUGAAGAUGAAGAUGCUCAAGACUCUUCGAUGUUGCAAUGUUUAUUAGUUACAUCUUUGGAUAUCAAGGAUUACUUCGGGAAACGAAAAAUAAAUAGACAGAUUGUAAUCUUUACAGAUGAUAUAAAUGGAUUAGAUAUCACCGCUGAAGAACUAGAAAUUUUAAGAGAAGAAUUAGAAUCAAAAAUAAUUUUAAUAGACUGCAGUGGAUGUGAUAAAUUGACCUUUAAUGAAAGUUCUUGGGGUAAAACUAUAGCAUCUCUAGAAAGUUCUUUAUAUUUUACUAUAGCUGAAUUUUCAGAAUUAGUUAACUCUUCACAAAUAACUGCUGUAAAACCUGUCAAAGUCUUUACUGGUCUACUAAGAUUGGGGGCAGAUAUAUUAGCAGAGUCAAUCACAAACAACGUUGAAGAUAACGAUAUUAAACGUAAAUUAGAAAAUGAUAAGAAUAACGAGAAAGAUACAUAUUUAUCGAUUAAGGUUGAAGGAUAUCCAGCAACUAAAACAGUAUCAAACUUGAGUAUGAAAACAAUAUUAAAACCAACACUGGAGACAGAAGCCAAUAUACCGACACCAGUUCAAUCAGUGGUUGAAUACAUGAUAAAAGAUGAACAAAAAGAGGAAAAUGGAAAAUCUCAGGAAGAGAAAGAUAAAUAUGUUAAUGUGUCUCCCAAUUCUGUUUCAAAGGCAUUCAGAUAUGGGUCUGAUUAUGUUAUACUUCCAGCAGUUAUUAAUGAUCAAAGAACUAUGAAUAAUAAAGCUAACAUUGAUAUACGUGGAUUUAUGAAUGAGACUUCGUUGCCAAGGUAUUUUUUAAAUUCAGAAAGCAAAUUCAUUUUUUUUGAUAGUAGAAAUGGCAGUAAAAGUGAUGUGUAUAGUAUGUAUGCAUUAGUGGAUGUUCUUAUGGAAAAUAAAAAGAUCGCAAUUGUCAGAUACGUUCAGAAACAUAAUGGUGAAGUAGAAAUGUGUGCAUUAUAUCCAAUGGUGUCUAAAAUAUCUGAUAGAAAUAUUGUAAGAUAUUUUGUUCUAAAUAGACUGCCGUUUGCUGAAGAUGAGAGAGUAUCGGAUUUUCCUAAACUGGUCAAUAGACUGAGUACAAGUGGUAAACUGAUUGAAGAAAACAAAGAAGAAGAGGAUAAAAUUGAUAAACUGAUGAGUGAUUUUGUAGAUUUGAUGGAUACAGAUGAUAUGAAAAGUAUACCCAAUGAAUUAUACUAUAGACCUAUAGAUGGAUUAAGUGAUAAAACCUCAGUAUUACCAUUACCAAAUGAAAACAAAGUAAUUGAAAAGGCCAUUGAAAAUGAUCCAACUCUUUCAUAUGCGAUUAGUCUGUAUUUACAAAAAUCCAAUAUCAACGCAUAUAUUCAUAAUCACUAUAUAGUGAAAGGUGACAAGCAACAACCCAAAGUAGAUACGAUUUUCAAAAAAAUCAAUCCUCAUUUCAAUGAAACUAAUAAUGAAUUAAUCGAUGAUUUAAAAGACUUGCUAAAUAUCAAGAAAGUCGAACUUAGAGAAACAAUUGAGAAAGAAGUCAACCCUACUGAUAAUAUAGAAGUUCCGUCAUUUGAAUCAUUAAUGGAAAGAGGUAAACGUUGA